Messenger RNA from Ectocarpus sp. CCAP 1310/34, 3006 nucleotides. The record is from the annotation of a GenBank genome assembly. Lineage: Eukaryota; Phaeophyceae; Ectocarpales; Ectocarpaceae.
CCCGCUGGCACCGAGGAGUGCACAGCAUGGAGAGCCUAGUAGCAGCAGUCACACGCAAUGGCUGGCAGAGAACCUCUGAACCCGUAUGCUAUCCAGAGAGGUCUAAGGGGAAGUGGCGGCUACGGCUCAUGUUCACAAGCCGGAAAGGAGACAGGGCAACGAAGAAGUACGGCCCCUUGUGCAACACAGAGCAGGAAGCGCUUUGUGGCAGCCUUGCCUUCAGGUACAGCUGGGAGGGCAGCCAACGUGGUCAGCCCUGCGAGGUCAGCAAGGAGAAUCUAGUCCCACCUGUUGCAGCGGGCUGGACUUACGUCGAUGCAAAACAACGAAUAACAAUGUGCCGCACUGCCUCGUGCUUCAAACUCCCAACCGCCGCUCAAGCAGGAAAAUCGCUCAACAGCCUCGGGAUCAUCGGCCGACCACAGGAACGGCAGUUCAAGCGACAGCGGCGGGCUGGCUCCGACGCGACCCGCGCGGAAUUUGCGAUGCAGCAGAUGCUCACCAGCCGCGAAAAACGCUCGAUAGAGCGGGGUUGGAGAAGGAGAGACAGAAAGCUUCGAAAGGCCUUCGAUCAACGUGGAGCCUACCUCGGCGGCCGGAUCAAAGACUUGACGGCAAACGUUGCAGCCAACGAGCAACACAUCAAGCGUCUCCAGGACGCCCUCCGGACUGGCCACCUCCCCAGCCUUCUCCUCCCCCUCCCCCUCCCUUCCGUGGAGGACGGUGAGAACGCGGGCGAUAGGACGUGGGCCGAGGACACGGGAAAACCGCCGGAGGAAAAAGUAGCCGAGAAGCAGAUAAUCCGGUUGUGGCAGCAAGCGUACUCAUCGUUGGAGGUGCUGAAAGAGGAGCGGGAGCGCGACGUCAAGCAGCUGGAGCUCACGCGGAAGGCGAACGAGGUUUUGUCCGGCUGCAAGCAUGCAACGGAUGCCGCCGUGAAGGAAGCCGAUGCCGAACGGUUUGACCUGCUCAACGAGGCGUCGUUGGUUCGGCACGAGGCUUCGCUCCUGCGGAUGGCGGCAAAGGUAGCAGGUUCUAGUCCGCAGGCUUAUGCGCCAUCAACGAUCCUGAGGUGGCUCAGAGACUUUCGGAAGGAAGGUGGUUUCAGGCGGGAUGCACGGGGUGCGCACGAGCCGGACUGGAUCAUGUCAGAGGAGGAUCUGAAGAGUGCGUUGCUGGCGUGGAUGAUAUCACAACCGCGUUUCACCAUCAAGGACGUCUGCAAGUACAUCAACGGGCCUCUGCUCCAAGACGACAAGGAGGAUCUUUCCAGGCUCCAUGCGUACCAGGUGAACCUUCCGGUUUCGAUGUCCACGACGCACUCGUGGAUGAUAAGGUUGGGUUGCAGGUACGAGCGGGCCACCAAGUCGUUCUACACGGACACCCACGAGAAGAAGGAGGUAGUCGAGUACCGCGGCGAGUACAUAGAGAAGAGACGCAAGAUGGCGCUGCGUCAACCCUUGUGGGUACGAGUGCAACGAGCCGCUCUCAAGCAGGAGGAGGUGGACCGACUCGACAGCCUUAAGUCGCGAGGCCCGGAAGGAGAUUUCUACGCAGAGGCGUACGACUGCAAGAUCGAUGGACAAGACUGCAUCGAAUUCCACGUAGAUCUCCUGCGCGACGACGGCUCCGUCGAUAACUUCGACAAGCUCCGCGCCGCACUUGGUCCAGAGGGUGGGGACUACAGCGUUCGCUUCGAUCAGGCCGCUGCUGCCCAGUGCGAGCAUUUCCACCCCCCGAACAAGUGCAGAUGCGGCAAGAAGGUGCACCACAUCGGGCAGGACGAGAGUGCCUACAAGGCGUAUGCACGCGAGGGCAAAGAGUGGGUGAUUCGAGGGGUGCGCGGACUGCGGAAAAAGACGGAGGGGCCGGGGGAAAUGGUGUCUGGUUUUCAGGACGAAAGACACGGUUUCGGCUUACCUAUUUCGGAUGCCGACCUGGCGGCGGUGAACGCCAAACGCGAUGAGGAGGGGAACGGCAAAAAAACCCUGACGCGAAGCCCUGGACUCCGGUUUCUUGAAUACGGAAAAGGCAAGGAUGGGUACUGGGGCUACGACCAGUUCGAAGAACAGGUCGAAGACGUGAUGGACGUCUUGGAGCACAUCGAUCCCGACAUGCAAAUAGUGUUCGAGGUCGACCACUCGUCGGGCCAUGGGAAGCAGCGAGAGGAUGGUUUGCAUGUAUCGAACAUGAACGUCAAGUAUGGGGGGAAGCAAAAGGUGUUGCGGGAUUCGGUCAUGACGGAGGAGUGCUUGGGUCCGGAGGAGGCGAAAAUGUAUUUCGCCAACGGCAGGUGGAGCACGAAGUUCAGCGAGGGGGCAGUGUGUGUUGACCAGAAGCUGACGGUGGGCCAGACUCAGACUAGCACUUUCGCGGUAGGUGCGCCUCCUCCGUUUUUCGAAUGGGAUGCUCCGCGCAAAGACAAGAAGAACGCGAAGGGGAAGGUCAAGGAAGGGUACGAGGGGAAAGCGAAAGGGGUCAGGCAGUACCUGUGGGAGCGUGGGUGGUGGAAGGACGGCAUGUCAACAGGGGCGGGAGUCAGUGACGAUAUGCACGUGGAAAAGGUUCUGCAAGCCUUGCCUGACUUUAAGAAUGAGAGGACAGCCCUGCAGCACCUGGUAGAGAGUAGGGGACACAUUCUUUUGUCGUCUCCGAAGUGUCACCCGGAGGUAGCGGGGGUAGGGAUCGAGUACUCGUGGGGGUUUUCCAAGCAGAAGUUUCGGCGGAAGAUCAAUGAUGAGGUCCCGAAGCACUUGCACGACAACAUCGAAAAGUCGCUGUGCAUAGACAAGUACUUGACAAUCGGUCGGGUGCGGCGCUUUGCCCGGCGAACACGAGACUACUGCCGGGCUUACCGCGAGAUUGCGCUUCGCGGGGUAGUCAUCAGGAACAAGGAGUUCAUCGAGAACAUGCGCAAGGUCCAAAAGGCCCACCGCAACAUUUUGGACAUGGAAACUAGUUUUCUUGGCGACCAGUAACAACGUCGGCCGGCCGAUGGCGAGGGGG